AUGUCUAAAAGAAGUCAGCCUAGUUGGUCCCCACCGGUUAAACCCGGGAAGAAGCCGGUUCUAAAGCUUUAUAACAGCUUGACUAGGCAAAAGGAAGAAUUUGUGUGCGACAAUGGCAAUCGUAUUAAUUGGUACAGCUGCGGGCCUACAGUGUACGACGCCUCCCAUAUGGGCCAUGCCAGAUCCUACAUAUCUUUCGAUAUAUUGAGACGAGUAAUGGCCAACUACUUUGGCUACGACAUACUCUAUGUAAUGAAUAUAACAGAUAUAGAUGACAAAAUCAUAAAGAGAGCGAGACAGCAUCAUUUAUUUGAGAAAUAUGUUGCAGAGAAGAAAAGUCUGAAUUGUAUUAUAGAUGAUGCAACAUCAGUAGUGAAUUACUAUGAAACAAUUGUUAAAGAAGCCACCGACCCUGAUAAAAAGAAUGCCAUGCAAAAGACGUUAGACUGCAUUGCAUCAGCAGUUAAGAACUUAAAAGCAGCUGUGGAAAGCAAUGAUGAUGCAACAAUCACAAAUGCAAAGUGUGAGUUAUUACAAUCAGCAAAGGGUCCAAUAUCGGAAUGGCUAGACAGUCAAUAUGGGCCCACAGUCACAGACAAUGCAAUAUUCACAGCAUUGCCUAGGUAUUGGGAAAAUGAGUUCCAUAAAGAUAUGAAAGCAUUAAAUGUAUUACCGCCAGACGUAUUAACGAGAGUCAGUGAAUAUGUACCACAAAUAAUAAAGUUUAUUGAAAAGAUAAUAGAUAAUGGUCUCGCGUAUGAAUCAAAUGGCUCAGUGUACUUCAGUGUCAGUGACUUUGAUAAGAAUGACAAACACUAUUAUGCAAGAUUAGUGCCCGAAGCUUAUGGUGAUACAAAGUCAUUACAAGAGGGAGAAGGUGAUCUAACAGACGACACGAGCGAGAAACGAUCUCCAAAUGACUUUGCUCUAUGGAAGCGGAGUAAAGCCGGCGAACCUUCAUGGUCGUCGCCCUGGGGAGCGGGCAGGCCGGGCUGGCAUAUCGAGUGCUCCGCCAUGGCGUCAGACGUGUUUGGUAGCAAGUUGGACAUACACACAGGGGGGGUUGACCUCAAGUUCCCCCAUCAUGACAACGAGCUUGCUCAAAGUGAGGCUCACUUCGACCAGCCAGGCUGGGUGAACUACUUCCUCCACACUGGCCACCUCACGAUAGCUGGCUGCAAGAUGUCCAAGUCUCUGAAGAACUUCGUCACGAUAUCGGAAGCGUUGCGCCGUCACACUGCGAGGCAGCUCCGGAUUGGGUUCCUCAUGCACGGCUGGAAGGAAACCCUCGACUAUUCGGACAACACCAUGGAUAUGGCGAUACAGUUGGAGAAACUGUUUAAUGAAUUCUUCCUGACGGUCAAAGAUGCAUUGCGUAGUGGUUACGACGAGGGCAGCGGCGGAGUAUGGGACGAGCAGGAACUACAGCUGUCCAACAAACUCUCCGCCGUCAAGGAACAAGUACAUGCCGCGCUCUGCGACAACAUCGACACACGCAGUGCUCUGGACGCUCUCCGUGAGUUGGUGGGCGCGGCGCACGUGUACCUGCGCCACACGACGCCGCGGGCCUCCCCGCUGCUGGCCGCCGCCGCGCGGUACGUCACCGACAUACUGCAUGUCUUCGGAGCUGUUGAAGGACCACGAGGAGGCAUCGGCUUCCCUGUGUCGGAUGGAAACAAUGUUUGCUUAGAAGACACAGUGAUGCCGUACCUGGAAGCGUUGAGUAAGUUCCGCAGCAGUGUACGGGACGCGGCGCGCGCUGCGGAGGCGCCAGCCGUGCUCGCACUCUGCGACAGGUUGAGGGACCACGACCUGCCUGAACUGGGCGUCAGGCUCGAGGAUAAGCCGGAUCGCACAGUAGUCAAGUUAGUAAGUAAAGAGGAAAUAAUGAAAGAGCGGGAAGAAAAGGCGAGACUCGAAGCAGAGAAACAAAAGAAGAAGCAAGAGUUACUGGAAGCGCAGCGCGCUAAGGAGGAACUUAAGAAGAUACCCCCCGGGGAACUGUUUAAACGGGAGACAGACAAAUAUUCCAAGUUUGAUGAUAAAGGUCUUCCAACACAUGAUCACGAAGGUAAGGAGCUCAGUAAAGGACUUGUGAAGAAGCUGCAGAAAUUGCAGCAAGCGCAGGAGAAGAAAUACAACGAGUACUUAGCGUCCAUCAACUCUUGCUGA
Spodoptera littoralis (African cotton leafworm) is the source of this 2172-nucleotide messenger RNA. NCBI's taxonomy places the organism in Eukaryota, Metazoa, Arthropoda, Insecta, Lepidoptera, Noctuidae. The record is from the annotation of a GenBank genome assembly.